Molecule: messenger RNA, 1751 nt
Organism: Penaeus indicus
Lineage: Eukaryota; Metazoa; Arthropoda; Malacostraca; Decapoda; Penaeidae
Product: gastrula zinc finger protein XlCGF8.2DB-like
Exons: 4
Coding region: 630-1571 (313 amino acids)
Biological process (GO): regulation of DNA-templated transcription
Molecular function (GO): RNA polymerase II cis-regulatory region sequence-specific DNA binding; DNA-binding transcription factor activity, RNA polymerase II-specific
Source: RefSeq, a predicted model, not a curated record
CUUUGUUAUUUGAAAACAAGAAAAUGUAGUUACAUGUGAUUUUUGGUAUAUAUUCUUCGUAUGAUGGCUACAUAUGAUAUUCUUUAUAUAAAAGAUCUGAGAGAAUAAUCACUAGAUUUGCAAUACUAAAGGCAUUUGGUGCUUCAGUUUUGUUGUAGCAAUUGGCGGUUUGUUGGAGAAAUAUAUUAUUACUGACAGUUAUUGUCUACUACACUGGUAGAGAGAGAGAGAGAGAGAGAGAGAGAGAGAGAGAGAGAGAGAGAGAGAGAGAGAGAGAGAGAGAGAGAGAGAGAGAGAGAGAGAGAGAGAGAGAGAGAGAGAGUGUGAGAGGCAGGCUCCAGACCUUUCCUUAUUUAUCCUCAAUGGUUUGUCAACUGUCAACUAUAAAGAUAAAAUGAUAUGAUUGGCAGGGUAAGGAUUGCUUUCAUAUCUAUUGGUGACCUACUAGUGAGGUCAAUAAAUUCUUCAUCUGCAAAAACAUAUGAAUGGUUGAUAGACCUGCUUUCCAUGCCAAGGCUGUUAGAGGACACAACUUUAAAGUAUCUUUAAAACCAAAAUAUAUUUUAAUGUACCAUCAUUAAUCAGCAAAGAAAAGAAUUAUUUUUACAGAACAAGAACAAAGAGUUAUCAUGCAAGAGCACUUGGAGAGCAACAAUAGCAGAUACUUGCUUAUUGAUAUGAAUUCCAGAGAAAAAAAUAGUACUUGCAUAGAUGAAGAGAAUGCAGUGUAUAUUAAGCAGGAGGAUGAUAUAGACAUAAAGGAGGAAAAUUCAUUUGAUUUUGAGGAAAAUGAAGUUUUGCACGGAGACUGGAAUCCCCAGGACGAUAGCCGGAGUGUGACUGAAGAGUUUUCCCUUAACUGCUCUCCUUUAUUGAGCAUAGCAGAAAAGACUCACUUUUGUAAAGAAUGUAGAAAGACAUUCUGUAGUAAAAAUGCAUUGGUCAUUCACAUGAGAAUACAUUCUGGUGAGAAACCUUUCAGAUGUGAGGUGUGUGCUAAAGCGUUUUCUAGUAAUGGGCAUCUUUUAAGGCACCUCAAGGUACAUACUAGAGAAAAACCAUAUACAUGUGACAUAUGCAAUGAGAAAUUUGGUCGGAAAGAAAAUGUCGUGAUACACAUGAGACGGCAUACAGGAGAAAGGCCUUAUGAUUGUGAAAUGUGUGGCCGCAAGUUUGCUCAGAAAAGUGCUCUUGUGAGCCAUAAAAAAAUGCAUACAGGAGAGAAACCUUUUAGUUGUACAAUAUGUGAUGCAAAAUUUGCAUUUAGAGGUGGUGUAGUAACACACAUGAGGGUUCAUACAGGUGAGAAGCCUUUUGUUUGUCAGAUAUGUGAAAGGAACUUUGCUCAAAGAAGUUCCUUAAUAACUCACAUGAGAACACACACUGGUGAGAAACCUUUCAGCUGUAUGUACUGUGGUGAAAACUUUACCAAUAAGGGAAAUUUAAUAACUCAUGUUAGGAUACACACUGGAGAAAAGCCUUAUAAUUGCAGUAUCUGUGAAGUGCGUUUCUCUCAAAGAAGCAGUUUGGUUGUGCAUAUGAGAGUGCAUGCAAGAGAUAAGUUACUUUAAUCAUAGAUAGGAAUUUACCUGGUAAGCCAAAUAAUGUGUCAAACAAACAUGAUUUUAAUACUGUGUAAGUAUUAUCUUAACAUAUUUUAAGUGUGCUUUCUGCAAGUUGUACAGUAGUUGAACUCAUGCUUGUAUAAUUUGAACAUUGUAUGCUAUGUUUUAAUAUAUUAUUUAGAUUCA